GCGACGUGUCUGUAAAGAUGGCUUCAGAGUGUUCUUGCUCGGAAAGAAGCAUGUAGUUUAUAGUUGAUCCGGAGCUCUGGGUGGUAGUGUGCCUGGCUUUGUUCCGGCCCCUGCAACAAUCCGAUGUGGUUAAAGGGACCUGAGUUUUGUUUCUGCUUCCUGUACCUCGCUUUUUAUUUCACCAACAAGUAUGUCCUUUCGCAAUUGAAGUUUACUUAUCCCACAAUUUUUCAAGGUUGGCAGACACUUGUGGGAAGUUUAUUUCUUCAGACUGCCUGGAAACUAGGAAGGGUGGAGAUCAGGAAAAAUGUUCUAUGGUCUGCCAAGGUUUCCUGGAUCCCUGGUGCAUUACUGUUUGUGGGUAAUAUUUAUGCAGGUUCCCGGGCAUUAUCUAAACUGCCUAUUCCAUUCUUCUUGCUGCUUCAGAAUACGUCUGAGGUUAUUGUCAGCAUAUUCCUGAAAAUUGCCAGGAAAGAGAAAUUGUCUUGGCCUAAGUUCCUCGGUAUGUUUAUGUUUCCUUUAUCUGCUGUCAUUUUGGCAUACAGUGACCCUCAGUUUGACCCAGGAGGCUAUAUCUGGGCAAUGAUACACGUUCUCAGUGUUGGUGGGUACAAAGUGUUUCAGAAGCUAACAAAGUCGUAUUCACUAAGCGAGCUUGAGGAGCAAUUCUUAAACUACUUAUACAGUGUGCUGAUAUUGAUCUUAUUGGCUCAGCUUUCAGGUGAUGUUUAUGGUGCUUUGGAGUUUCCAUUCCUCAAUUCCAAACGAUUUCGCAGUAGCUGCUGCGCAAGUGGAAUUUUGGGGGUGUCCUUGCUUUUGGUUUCUGUAACUGUGAAGAGCAAUCUGUCUUCAGAACAGUAUGGUACAUUGAGACUGGUAACAAAGGUUUUGACUGCGUGUUUGUCAUUGGUUGUCUUUGAGACUCUUCUGAAUGUAACUACAAGUUGCUGAAGUGGAGCAUCAAUCGUAGAAUUCCAAACCUGAGCACGUAUUCAAUUUUCCCCUCGAUGUUACUGACAGAUUGUACCAGGGAGAGACAGAGUUUAAUGGUGUGAAGCUGGAAUAGCACACAGGUCAGACAGCAUCCGAGGAGUAGGUAAGUCAGUGUUUCAGACUGAAACCCCUCUUCAGUCCCGACAAAGGGUUUCGGCCCGAAAUAUUGUCCACCUAUAGGCUCUGGUUUCCAGCAUUAGCAGUCCUUAUUGUCUCCUUGACAGAGUUUAAUCCCUGCUGGAUGUGGAUCGACGUACAUGAUUUUGUCUUAAUGGUAUCCCAAUGGUCCAACUGUAUUCACUCAAACCCUCGGGAGUCUCUCAGAAUGGCAGCAUUGAACUGGAUCAUUGAUGUCAAGAAUUCUCUUGUUCACAUUCAAAAGUAGAUACUAAAGUGAAACAA
This is a messenger RNA of Rhincodon typus (whale shark), 1395 nucleotides long. Its product is annotated as transmembrane protein 241. NCBI's taxonomy places the organism in Eukaryota, Metazoa, Chordata, Chondrichthyes, Orectolobiformes, Rhincodontidae. The record is from RefSeq and is a predicted model, not a curated record. Gene Ontology annotation, cellular component: Golgi apparatus. The transcript is spliced from 15 exons. Bases 124 to 951 code for a protein of 275 amino acids. Gene Ontology annotation, molecular function: antiporter activity.